AUGGAAUCGAAGAACACGAAGCCAGUCACAUCAGGAUCAAAAGUUUCAUCGAGCUUCUCCAUCAGGCAACUGUUAUGCUUGUCCGAGCCUCCAUUUGAUUGUGAACAUCCUACAACUUUGUACUGUUCCAAAAAGCAACCGAUCAGCAAUGACUCGUUAACACGAGCAGAUGAGGUGCUAGACGAACCCCCGUCAGAUCCUGUCACUGAGCACAAGUCAUCUUCAUGCUGCCCACCUGAACUAUUAAACAGAUUUGUGAGUUUCAUUCAGCAACAGCAGCAGCAACAACAACAACAAGAACAUUCGGAAAAAGACCAUCUCCUAACUUCGCGUCCAUUUAUGCACCAUUUAUGGCGGUUCUCUGAGUUGUUUGGGAUGGACGACGCAUGUUUGGAAAACUACAAUUCCAAAAGAAACCUUUUGACUCCAACAACCUUCGUUCCUAAUCAAAGUGGAGAUGGCUUGGUGAAAACGAGCAGACAAUUAUCUAGCCACAAGACUUCUAGUGGACUGGAUGCAACUCGAUGUAACUCAAACAUUUUGACAGGAACUCUACCAGAAUCAGCUGCGAAUGAUUUACCCCCGUUUUUUCUCCACAACAAUGCAUCUACCUAUGCAUCCAUUCCGAUAUUCUCGCGAGAAACCAGUGGGAAACAGUACCGUCGCCGAAAAGCACGGACGGUGUUCAGUGAUCAUCAGCUGUUGGGGCUGGAACACCGAUUUGAAUCUCAGCAUUAUCUGUCCACUCCGGAACGCAUUGAGCUGGCCAAUCGACUAAGCUUAUCCGAAACGCAAGUGAGUAAAAUAUUUGGUGGAAAAAAUCUCAUUCUGUUACUGGAAAUUUUCUCCGUUCGGACGUAA
Messenger RNA from Opisthorchis viverrini, 861 nucleotides. RefSeq lists its product as hypothetical. Gene Ontology annotation, molecular function: RNA polymerase II cis-regulatory region sequence-specific DNA binding; DNA-binding transcription factor activity, RNA polymerase II-specific. NCBI's taxonomy places the organism in Eukaryota, Metazoa, Platyhelminthes, Trematoda, Opisthorchiida, Opisthorchiidae. The transcript is spliced from 3 exons. Gene Ontology annotation, biological process: regulation of transcription by RNA polymerase II. The record is from RefSeq and is a predicted model, not a curated record. The coding region runs from base 1 to 861 and encodes 286 amino acids.